AUGCCUCUCCCAGUCAUUGAGAAGAUAGCCGCUUGGGCGCGUACCCGCUGCGGCAUCUGUAUCGUCCUCGAUCUUCUCACUGGCAUGGGCGACAACCCCCGACCGGCUGACCACGAGCCUAUACGCUGUCCCACCCUCUCCGACGAGGGGCCGCGCCAUUACGCAGCCUUCCGUCGUGCAAUUCAGGAGGAUUGGCGCUUUGGGGCCUGCAACACGUGCCACGUCGUCGGGGCAGUACACCCGCCACCCCGGGCCCUCCGUGACCCAUAUUGGCAUCCUUUCAUUCACAGUGGAGCCGCUGUGCCGUACGCGAUAUAUAUGAGCGAUUCCCUACGGGCUCUGGCCCGUGACUUCGUUCAGCAAUCACACGGGGUGACGUUGCCGAGCUGGGAUACCGCUGAACUGUUUGCGAGGUGGCUAGGUUCCGAUCCUAAUGUCUUGACGCCGACCCAUCGUAUUGCCUACUCAAACAGUAUGAUCCUUAUAUACUUCAUUUGGUGGUUAUCUACGGUGUAG
Molecule: messenger RNA, 516 nt
Organism: Schizophyllum commune H4-8
Lineage: Eukaryota; Fungi; Basidiomycota; Agaricomycetes; Agaricales; Schizophyllaceae
Exons: 2
Coding region: 1-516 (171 amino acids)
Source: RefSeq, a predicted model, not a curated record